ACAUGUAGCAUUAGCACUGCACUACUGCAGACCAAAACACGUUCGUUGUGUUCAUCUUCCUAAAGUUCCUAGAUGUAGUUCAUGUGCUUCGUUUGAUUCCUCGGGAAAUGCGACAACAGCCUUUGCACCCUAGUCGAAGUGCACUCAUGAAGAGGACAUUUGUACCAAUAACUUUUUUGCCGCUAUAAAACAUUAGAUUUGCCUCAUCUUUACAGAACUCGAGUCGAGACGAUCGAACCGAACCCAUCCCGUCUGAGUGACAAUCUAUGAAUGAGCAACCGGAACUGAACGUUGUGCGGUAUGCCACAGCCGAAUGACUGAAUUUCUUCCCUUCUGAUGACUCAGUUAGUCAGAUUUCUUGUAGUGUUCAACUUGAUACACCCAUCUCCAGAUAGAAAGAUGUGCCCGUUCAGCUGGUUUGCGAGCGCUACAGUUUUCAUCAUUACAUGUCUAACGGUCGUUCCCAUGGUAAAUGGCCAAUUCAACAUCACAGAGCCUGGCAGACGGACGCACAUCUAUGGACAGGAUUUUGUGGCGGUGAUACCCCUGACUACUGGUUUGCCAGAAAGCGGUUCAUCUCUUCAGAUUGCUUGUGUUUCAUGUCAAAGUUCAUCUGCCACAGUUCGCAUCACCUUUCUACAAGGAAACUUUUCUGAAAAUGUUACCGUUCAGGCUACAUCUCCACACUUUGUUCCUCUAAGCAUUUUCGAACUUGAACCCUUGGCAACUACAACACCACCAACGCCGGCUAUGUUUAACAUCACAGCCGAUGAAAACAUAACCGUGACAGUCCUUGUCAAGAUUGCUGGUACCCUGAAUGCGUACACCGCUUUCCCCGUAGACUCCCUGGAUGGAUAUUACAUCGUAGCUUCUUAUGGAAUGCACGAUGAAGAUGUGUCAGAACUCACCGUCAUCGCUACUGAACCAGAAACACAUUUUAAUUUGCACCCAUACAGUGAUGUCACCAUUCUCGGUCAUGAGGAUUUGCCAGCAACGGCACAAAUUCAGCGAGGAAUUGGGGGAUGGGUGACGUAUCAGACAAAUGACAGCUUCAUGGGGGGUCAUCUGCAAGAAGUGACAAACAAACCACUCAUUGGCAUUGUAGGAACACACCGUGCAUCCGCGGAGUAUGGUUGGGCUCAAUCACUAGAUCAGCUGCACCUGCUAGUAUCCUUAGGGACAAUGUACGCUGUAAUGCCAGUUGCUGGAAAUCAUCUCCGAAACAUCUUCCGCAUUGUACCCGUCUGGGAAAAUACCAACAUCACUUGGAUUUCAUGGCAUCAGUCAAGCGGGAAGUAUCGUCACGAAAGCUAUAUACUCAACAGUGGCCAUGUUUUGGAUCUUACCUUUGAUUCCAAUAAAAUCGGGCAAAUUCAAGGCUCCAAACCAUUCCUGUUGCUCCACCAUAUUCAAUUAGGGACACCCGUUGUGGACACCGCACUGGUAACCGUACCACCAGCAGAACAGUUCACGCGUCAAUCUUUCACAUUCGCAACGUAUGAACUGCCGGACAUAGAAGUAGACACCUACAUCACCACAUUGGCGCCUUGCAAGUAUUUUGAACAGAUUUCUCUCAAGAACAUGGCUGGUUCUGCCUCUGUUUUGGAUUUUGAGAAGACCUCAGGCACUGAAGAUGGGUUGGAGUACUGCGGGUCAAUCAGACAGCUGGAGUCUGGUGUAUACACGAUAGGUCUAUAUCCACACAGUCCAUCAGAAGCUGUGUACUCCGCCAUACUCUACGGCAAGACAGCAUCUGGCGUCUUUUCUUACAUCCUUGCCUCUGAACUCAACCAAGUCACUUGUAGUGUAAAGGACACAGAACCUACUCUUUGCCAUCCUCCAACAGUGCCCAUCCAGCCUGCAUCAACUGUCCAAACUCAAACUGUAACUGACAUGACUGAUGCAACUGAUGUAACGAUUGAGACUUCAACGACCCCUAACAAAGAUAAGAGCACUGGCAAUGGCACAGUUAUUGGAGUGGUCAUUGCAGUCGUCAGCAUCGUUGUAGGAUUGAUCAUUUUUGGUUGCUGUCUAUUUAAACACAGAUUGCUGUACAGUAAACUCCGGCUAAGUCGGCACUCUCAGGACCUGAGAAUUUGUGAUGACUUAAGCGAAUCCAGACAUCUGCUUGGGCGCUGGAAGCGCUUAGACGAGUCGGAGUAUUUGGAGGAUAAUCCCCUCAGACAAAAUGUCAGAAUGCACACCAUAACCGAUGCAGUGUCUGAUGGAUUGUGAAUUGGUAUCAACUUAGAAUCUAAGCUUUUUACAUAUGUACAACUGAAAGUAAAACACUUUAUUUCAGUUUGAGAAGGUUCAUUUGA
This is a messenger RNA of Patiria miniata (bat star), 2321 nucleotides long. RefSeq lists its product as uncharacterized. NCBI's taxonomy places the organism in Eukaryota, Metazoa, Echinodermata, Asteroidea, Valvatida, Asterinidae. The transcript has 7 exons. The record is from RefSeq and is a predicted model, not a curated record. Bases 337 to 2235 code for a protein of 632 amino acids.